GAGAGAAGCAGAGGAGCAGAGGACAGCCGAGCCAUGGACUGGGGCGAAGGAGACCUGGUCUGGUUUGACCCGGGCAUGGGCCAUCCCAUACCCGGCGAGAUCCAGGAGGUGCAUCGAGCCGCCCAAGUAAUCGUCGUCCAGGCGAUGAUCAAAGGCAAGCCCCAAACGUUCGCCCUGCAGCCGGGCGAGGGCAGCCUGCGGGCUCGCCAGGACCUGGGCAGCAGUGGCGUGGAGGACAUGACCAUGCUGGACGACCUGCACGAGGCAUCGCUGCUGUGGAACCUGCGCCUGCGCUACGAUAAAGGCCUCAUCUACACGUUCGCCGGCAGCAUUCUGAUCGCCGUCAACCCCUACAAGAUGUUCCCGGACGCCUACGGCCUGGAGGUGGCCAAGCAGUACGCGGGAAGACCAUUGGGGGCCCUGCCCCCGCACCUCUUCGCCAUCGGGGCAGCGGCCCACGCGGCCCUGCCCUCGCCCCAGGUGGUGGUCAUCUCGGGCGAGUCCGGGUCCGGCAAGACCGAGUCCACCAAGCUGGUGAUGCAGUACCUGGCCGCCGUGGUCCCCGGCGGGGGCUCCGCAUCGGCGGUCAUCACAGAGCAGAUCCUUGAGGCCGCCCCGCUCCUGGAGGCCUUCGGCAACGCCCGAACAGCACGCAACGACAACAGUUCCCGCUUCGGCAAGUACCUGGAGGUUUACUUCAAGAGCGGUGCCAUCGUGGGCGCCAAGAUCACCCAGUACCUGCUGGAGAAGUCGCGGAUCGUGACACAGGCGCCGGGGGAGCGCAACUACCACGUCUUCUACGAGAUGCUCGGCGGCCUCAGCGAGGCGGAGCGCAGCAAGUACGGCCUCCUGGAGGCGGAGAAGUACUUCUACCUGAAUCAGGGCGCCACUGACUGCGCCAGCGGGCGCGUCGACUGGGCCUCGCUGCAGAGCGCCAUGCAGGUCCUGGGCGUGUCCGAGGGCGAGCGGGAGGGCAUCGUCCGGGUGCUGGCCGCCGUGCUGCACCUGGGCAACGUCUACUUCCACCGUCGCCAGCUGCGCCACGGCCAGGAGGGGGUCGAGGUCGGCUCCGACGCGGAGAUCAAGUGGGCCGCCCACCUACUGCACAUCAGCGACGAGGGACUGCACCGGGCGGUCACCAGUCGCACCACAGAGGCGCGGGCCGAGCGCCUGCACACGCCUCUGGGCAUCGACCAGGCCCUGGAUGCGAGGGACGCCUUCGCCAAGGCCCUGUACGCGGGCCUCUUCAACUGGCUGGUGUCGCGCAUAAACUCCAUCGUCCAGAAGGGCGGCACCCACGACGCCCACCGCAUCAGCAUCCUGGACAUAUUCGGCUUCGAGGACCUGGCCGAGAACAGCUUCGAGCAGCUGUGCAUCAACUACGCCAACGAGAACCUGCAGCUCUACUUCAACAAGCACGUCUUCAAGCUGGAGCAGGCCGAGUACGCUCGCGAGCGCCUCGAAUGGACGCCCCUGGCAUGGGAUGACAACCUGCCCGUGAUCCACUUGCUGGCCAAGAAGCCUGUGGGCAUCUGCCACCUGCUCGACGACGAGUCGAACUUCCCCCGUGCCACGGACCUGAGCUUCCUCGAGAAGUGCCACUACAACCACGCCCUCAGCGAGCUGUAUGCUCGUCCCCGCAUCGGGGCCCAGGAGUUCGGCGUGACCCACUACGCCGGACAGGUGUGGUACUGCGUAGACGGGUUUCUCGACAAGAAUCGCGACGCCCUGCGCGGCGAUGUCCUCGAGCUGCUCGCCUCCAGCCGCCUCACCCUAGUCACCGAGCUCACCAAGCAGCUGCGGGCCCAGCGGGACGCGGGCAAGACCCUGCCCAAGGGCAGCAACGGGCGCUUCGUCACCAUGAAGCCCCGCACACCGACGGUGGCCGCGCGCUUUGCGGACUCGCUCCAGCAGCUGCUGCAGUCGAUGGGCCGCUGUCACCCCUGGUUCGUGCGCUGCAUCAAGCCCAACCAGGAGAAGCACGCCCUGCGCAUGGACAUGCCGUGCGUGCUGCAACAGCUGCGCUACCUGGGCAUGCUCGACACCAUCCAGAUCAGGCAGCGCGGCUACCCGGUGCGGCUCCGCUUUCAGCACUUUGUCGAGCGCUACCGACACCUUCUGUCCGCGCCUCUGGCCCGCGGCACGCCCUACCGCGAGCUCUGCCGGGCGCUGCUCGAGGCCAUGCCCCGCACCGGCGUCGAGGGACCAGACUAUCAGCUGGGCGCCACCCGCGUCUUCCUCCGCGAGGCUCUGCACCGGGCUCUCGAGAGCGGCCGGACCGAGCGCCUACGCCACGCCGCCGUCAGUAUCCAGCGUCAUGUGCGCGGCAUGCUCGUGCGGCGCCAUCUGACCCGCCGCCAGGCCGCGGCCACUCGACUCCAGGCCCGGUGGCGAGGCCAGCGCCAGCAGCAGCACUUCGAGCGAAUGCGCCGUGGUGCCAUCACUGCCCAGCGCCUGUGGAGGGGCCACCAGGCCAGGAGACACGUCCAGCAGCUGCGCUCCGACCACCGGCGCCGGCAGGAGGCCCGAGAGGCGGCGCAGCGUUCGCGCGAGGCCAGGGAGGCCAAGCAGGCAGUGCUGGAGAGGAGCCAGCUGAGUUACCUGGACAUCCCGGCAGAGCUGGCGUUUAUCUACUCCAAGCUGCAGGGAUGGGCGCCGCCGCACAGCGACAGGAACCUGGUCAAGGUGCUGGGGACGGUCCCCGGACCGCCGGCCGCUGCCGUCCAGCUGCCCGAGGAUCUGGGACAGUUUUCGUUCGGAAAGUUCAGCAGCGUGUACUGCAACGGGCUGCGGCUGCAGCCCCGCCGAGAGCCCAUCUCUGCUCCGCUGCUGACCCGCGCGGCGUCCCGGGACCAGGACUUCCAGGACGCUCUGGCCGUGUUCAAGCUGAUCCUGCGCUGGAGCAACGACAAGGCUCUGGAGGGGCCCAAGGAGAAGCUGCUGUCCGACUACAUUGUCCACAAGGCGCUCAGCUCGCGCGGUCUGCGCGAUGAGAUCGUUGUGCAGAUCUGCAACCAGGUGCACGGCCUGGGAUCCGCUUCCGGCGAGGCCACCCGCCUGUGGCAGCUGCUCGGGCAGUGCCUCUGCUGCUUCCAGCCCAGUCCCGCCUUCAGCAAGUAUUUGAUGAAGUUUGUCGACGACGAGGCGCCCUCCCCCAUGCGGAACCUUCUCCUGCGCCAGCUGCUGCGCCAACAGAGCAGCGGAUCCGGCGGAAUCGCAUGCCGCAACUUUGUGCCCGCCUGGCUGGAGUGGCGCUCCUGGGCGCGCGGCUGCGACAUGGCCUUGCCCCUCACGCUGCCCGACGACGCCAGCCAAACAGUUGCAAUCGACUCCUGGACCUCCUGCGAGGAGGCAGCGGCUCUGGCGGUGUCCACGCUGGGCGUGGCCAGUCGCGGUUGGACCAUAGUGCUGGACGAUGGCCAGCAGCUGACGGACAGCUGUGGUCUGGACUACGUUAUGGACCUGAUCGCUGAGAAGGAACUGUGCCCUGCCUUCCCAGCCCCCAGGAGCGACCUACUCCGCUCCGGCGCCAAGUUCAUGCGAACCUCCUUGCCCGAGGCCGUGAAGCGACCAGGUGUACCGCCCCCCGCGCCGCCCACGUCCAUUCCCAAGGCAGAUCCGCCCCAGCAGCAGCAGAAGCGCAGAAGCAGCCGAGAGCUACUGUCCCGCAGCUCGGCCCUGAACGAACGGUACUUCGAGCGAGAGCCGAGCUCCCCGAGCCCGGGACAGGCCAAGUCACGCUCCAAGUCCUUGGACGAUCUGUUGGCCGGCGACAUAGCUCCGGGGCAGUCGCUGCCCUUGCCCGACUGCGACUCCCAGGAGCCGCUGCACACGCUGGGCCUCUCCGAGAGCCGACUCAACGACCGGUACCACUCGGCCGAGCGCCUAGCCCCCAUGGGCAAGGAGACGACACCCCGCUACCAGAAGUCCCAGAAUGCCGCUCGCCGCUCCCACGCUGCAUCGCACGGCUCCCACUCGAGCAAGUACGUCGACAAGUCGGAAUACGCCACCCGCUCCUCCGCCAUGUCCGACACCAGUGAGGCCCCGUCACUCGCCUCUCACGUCCGGCGGGUGCGGGUGCCGUCGCAAGCCUCGGACGUCGACCAGUUUCUGGACGACCUGUUCAGCCCGGUGCUCGAUGGCUCCCUGGACGAGCUCUCCGACGCCAGAUCCCUAGCAGCCAGCAUCAGAGGAGGAGGCCAAAGGCAAGCCACUGCGGAUGCACGUGCUCAAGCAGAUAGGGAGUCGGAGUUGGAGUGGGAGGAGCUGGAGCUGGAAGACCUGGACGACUACAUCAACGAGCUAUUGGAGCCGAUCGAGGUGGCAGAAACGCUCAAUAUGCUUUCGGAGAAGCAGCAGCUGGUGGACUGCAUCAAGGGUGGUGGCAGCACGGACCACGUAGCCACGGCCACAGCCACGACCACUGGCACGGGCGGCAGCAACGGAGGGGAUCCGCUGAUGCAUCAGCUCAUUCAGAUGCCAGGGGAGACGGACUCCGCCCCGGUCCUCUACCAGCAGCAAGUGCAGCGCGCCUUCCUCCAGUCUGCGAUGGCCCAGAAUCUGCAGAUCCAGCAGCAGCUGCUCGCCCAGAACCAGGCGCUGCAGACGCUGCUCAGCCAGCAGGCGGCGGCAGCAGCGGCAGCUACCUCUGCCUCUCCUCCGCCCCCGCCGCCUGCCAUGGGCAGCCUCUCCAUAUCGCCCCCGCCGCCGCAGUCGCCGCUGCGGCUGAAGGCCAUGCGCACCAGCCUGGUGGUGAUGGAUUCAGUGCAUCCGCCGGCGCCACCACCGCCACCGCCGAUGCCGCCGCCGCUGGAGUGCAAGGACCCGUCCGAGACGCGUCACUUCCUCGACCCGUACGGUCGGGCCAAGACCGUGAGGAUCGGCAAGUGGCGCUGGCCGCCGCCGCAGGGGGAGCCCCAGUUCCAGACCGAGGAGGACUUCUUCGCCUUCAAGAUGCGCCAGCAGCAGCGCAAGACAACACCCCAGGCCCAGCACCAGCUGUCCGCCAACGGAGGCUCCGGCGGCAACGCCACGGCUAUCGAGUGGGAGGAGUUCGAGAUCGAAAGCCAGACGCCGCCGCCGCCGAUGAUGGGCAGCAGCCUGACCACACAGCUUAUGCGGAGCAGCAUCCGCAUGGAGACAACCACCACCACCACCUCCACCUCCACAUCGGCGACUGCGGCCGCCUCCAGAGAUGUGCAGGACGCAGGGCAGUCACCGCAGACCAUGGUGACCACCACGAAGCUGGCGAAGAAGAGUUUCGAGAUCGGUGCCGAUCGCCCACCCCCCGGCAGCGUGGGAAAGCUGAAGCUCAGCUCCGAGAUGCGCCAGCGCCUGGAGCAGGUCACAGCCGGCCACUCGGUUCGCUCAACGGUGUCCAACAAGUCGGAGCAACGGGCUCCGUCCAAGCUGGAGGACACCCGCAAGCUGAUGCUCCAGCAGCAGCUUGGAGGACUCUUUGCUAGCGUCAGCGGUAGCGGGGCAGGUCACGGCGGAGCAAACCACGGCGAGUCUCUGGCCACGGUGCGGACCCAGAUUGAGCGGAUGGAGGGCAAGCUAUCUCCGCCGCCGGCCCCGCCCACGAGCGCCUGGCCGGGAGUGCUUCUGCCCCCGGCUCCCAGUGUGCCGGCUCCCCCGCCGCCCAUUCGGCCGCCGAGCAUGGCGCCUCCAGCUCCACCCCCGGCCCCCCAAAGUCCGCACGAGCGGACUCGCACACCAGAGCCGGAACCGGACUACCGCAAGGAGAACGUGCCCGCCUUCAUCCAGCGCCAGGAGCGAGACACCUUUGGCGCCGUGCGCCAGAGCGCCCUCCAGCAGCACCACCAGCCGCUGCUCCAACACCACCAUCACCUGAGUGACGAGCACUCGGCGUCCUCCGUUGCCGCCUGGGAGCAGGCGGAGCGGGAUAGGUCACGCAGCCGGAGCAGGUCACGAGACCGCGAGGACUACUCCGAAUCCGUUUGGGACCGGGCCGAGGUGGAGGGCCCGGCCUCUGGUAGCGGCAGUGAGAAGGAGCGCGAGAAGCGGGAGCGGGAGCGUGAGCGCCUCUACGAGCUGCGCCAGGUGGAGCGCGAGAAGGAGAGCCACAAGGUGUACCAGCCGGCUCCGCCGCGUGUCAUCCAGGCCAGCCUGGACACCAUAUCCAUGGGCAAGUCCAACACUCCGGCCACGUUUCGCACCCACAUGGCCCAGAAGUACGAGCACGAGCGUAAGCGCAAGAGCUCGGCCAGCUCCGGGAUGCGCGAGGAGCUGGAGCCGAUUGUCACGCCCCCGCCCGUUAUGGUGCCGGCCCCCGUGCCCCCUCCACCAGCCUCGGCCUCCUCGUCGUCCAGCGGAAUGAGUCCCGGACUGGCAGUGGCCACAGCAACAGGAUUGGGUACCAUCGGGGCCGGGGCCGGGGCCAGUGCCUGCCUAACUUACAACCGCGUGCCAUGGAAACUACGGGUGCGCAAGGAGGUGUUCCAGCCGCAUGAACCCAUCGGGCCGCCGGUGGCCCUCGACCUGCUCUUCGCCCAGGUCCUGAGCGACGUGUUCGGCGUGACCCCAUGCCUGCGCAUCACACCGCAGGAGAAGAGCUCCGCGCUGAACAUGCUCCACGGCCACGGGGUCAGCGUGGACACGCUGGCCGCCAGGGGCCAGCAGGUGCGGGCGCUGGUCAAGCGCCACCUGGUGGACAUGGCCCGGGACUGGCCUCUCUACUUCGCCCGCCUAUUCGCGGUGCAAGGCGCCCCCCUCUACCCGGACGUCAGCAUAAUGGGCGUCUCGCACAGCGGCCUCUACCUGGCCCGCCGCGACGCCGACUACCUGAUCGUCGUGCAGGCCAUUUCCUUCGCGGAGAUCCAGAACGCGGUCACCCUGCCCCGGCCCGCCGCCCUGCAGCUGAACAUGCGCAACGGGAAGCACCUGGCGCUGCACGCCUCCAGGGCAGCCGCCAUCCAGUCGAUGAUCACCAGCUUCGUGCAGGAGUUCCGGAAGUCACAAUCGAAGGCCUCGACGCUCUCGUCGGGCGCCCGAGCCGCUGCCCAGACCCUAAAUGUUCCGCUGGAGCGCCUGGAAUCUCGCCAGGCGCAUGCCCAGCGCAACGAGCACGGCACCUUGAACGGGAACGAGGGGGAGAAGCAGCAACAGCAGCACCAGCAGUCGGAGCUGCACCAUCACCUGCAGCAGCAGCAGCAGCACCACCAGCAGCAACAGCACCAGCAGCAGCAGCAGCACCAGCAACAACAGCUGGAGGAUGCCCUUGAGGAGCAGCAGCUGGCGGCUGAGCAGCAUCACCAGGGUCAGCAGCAGCGCUUCAUGAAGCAGCAGAGCUACCUGCACUCGGCCCGCAAGCCGAAUGCAGGCCAACAGCCCUCCUCCCUCACCAAUGGCCAGUCGCAGCAGACGGAUCAGAGUCAGCAGCAGCACCAGCAGCAGCAGUCGAUGACGCACCAUGACCUGGACGCCAACUACAUGCAGGAGGAGACCAACGGCGGCACACCGCCCUCGGUCACGAAGUACUCGCUGCUCCAGUUCGCCAUGCAGCACUUCCGCAACGACCAACUGCGGGACGCCGAUCGACAUCAUGAGCGACACCAGUCCCAGUCGCAGUCCCAGUCGGCCGCCAACCGCUCCUACGCGGAGCUGGUCAAGUGGCAGGGCCAUGCCAUACGCCUGCCGCUACUCCGGCUCCCCAACGACCUGGCCUCGCUGGCGCUCGAGUGCUUUGACUGCGUUCUCCGCUACUGCGGCGACAUUCCACUCGAUCCUGAACUCACCGAGGUCAAAUGUGUCUACACGGUGCUCAUGCAUUGUCACAAAUAUCUGGCCCUGAGAGACGAGGUUUACUGCCAGUUGAUGAAGCAGACCACGGCUAACCGAUCACCCUGCCCGGACAGCUCGCAGCGCGCUUGGCGCCUGCUCAGCAUUCUGGCCGCUUACUUCGGCUGCUCGGACGCCUUGCGUCCGUACCUGAUGGAGCACCUGACGUCGGCCGCCUCGGACCGUCGUCGCUCCUGCCACGGCACGGCGGCCGUCUGCCUGACGAACCUCCGGAAAACGGCCCGCUGCGGCGGCCGCAAGAACGUGCCAAGCGUGGAAGAAGUGACUGCCGUGUCCGCCGGGCGCUCGGCCAGGCGACAGAUCUACAGGCUGCCGGGAGGGGCUGAGCGGGUGGUAAACACGCGCUGCUCCACGGUGGUGGCCGAUGUCAUAGCCGAGCUGUGCUCACUGCUGGGCGUGGAGUCGGAGGCCGAGCAGCAGGAGUUCUCGCUCUAUUGCAUCGUGCAGGGCGACGCCUUCACCAUGCCCCUGGCCGCCGACGAGUAUAUACUGGACGUGACAACGGAACUUCUCAAGUCCGGGCAGCCCUUCUACCUGAUCUUCUGCCGCUCAGUAUGGCAUUUUGCCCUCAAGCGCGAGCCGGCUCCGAUGCCGCUGUACGUAGAGGUGCUUUUCAACCAGGUGGCCCCCGACUACUUGGAGGGCCUUCUCCUGGAGCUGCCCGGCAACGGGGUUCCCAUGCCAGAGAUGGUCCGUGAUAUGGCCAGGAUCGCGGCGCUACUGCACCGUGCCGCUGACCUCAGUCACGUGCCGGCCAUGAAGGAGAUCAAGUUUCUGCUGCCCAAGCCGGCGCUGGGGAUACGCGAGAUACGACCGGCCCAGUGGGUCGGCCUGGUGCAGUCCGCCUGGCCGCAGGUGGCGGGCCUGAGCCCGAGCCAAGUGAAGGCUCAGUUCCUUAAUGUGCUGGCCGCCUGGCCGCUCUUCGGCAGCAGCUUCUUUGCCGUGAAGCGCAUCUGGGCUGAGGAGGGGCCGCACGUGGAGGACAACCACAGCCCCAUGUGGCGGGACCUAAUCCUGGCCCUGAACCGGCGUGGAGUGCUCUUCCUCGAUCCCAACACGCACGAGACCCUGCAGCACUGGAGUUUUAUGGAAGUUAUAUCCACGCGCAAGGUUCGCUCGGAGGACGGAGCCCUUUUCCUGGACAUGAAGGUCGGCAAUCUCAUGCAGCAGCGCGUGAUUCGCGUUCAGACGGAACAGGCGCACGAGAUAUCGCGCCUGGUGCGUCAGUACAUCACGAUGGCCCAAAUCAGUCAGCGGGACAAGCGGGAGCUCAAUUAGGUGUACCGAGCAACGAUAAUUAUAUUUUAAAUAUGCAUAAUUCUACUUUUUACCUUUAUAAUUAUUUUUACCGAAUUAUUCUCUAUUCGAUAUAUCCCCGUACAUUUUUUUUUUGUUUCGUUUUGUAAGUUAUAUACAAUAUAUUUAUACACGCCCAUACACAAGAUACAUGCAUGCAUAUGUAUAUCUAGAUGCUUUUGUUUCCGCUGUCUUCUACCUCCCCUCCCACCUCUCGUUGGCGCUUCAAUGGCCAUAUAUUUCCCCCUUCUCGCCCUAAAAGUAAAUCCCAUUCUUUUGGAAACCAAGUGCAAUGCUCGUGCAGCAUUCGAAUGCACCCGCUCUGAAUACAAAUUUGAAUAUUGUCAAAUUUCUUGCAAACUUUAUUAUUAAAUUAUGCUUUUUUUUUUAAUUGGUUUAAACGAAAUCCGACGCAGUUGUGUAUUUAGUGUAAUCCUUAAAUUAUCAUAAAUAAA
This is a messenger RNA of Drosophila persimilis, 9572 nucleotides long. It is a transcript of the gene Myo10A, whose product is annotated as unconventional myosin-XV. The coding region runs from base 34 to 9099 and encodes 3021 amino acids. The record is from RefSeq and is a predicted model, not a curated record. Gene Ontology annotation, cellular component: myosin complex; cytoskeleton. Gene Ontology annotation, molecular function: cytoskeletal motor activity; protein binding; ATP binding. The transcript has 6 exons. Lineage: Eukaryota; Metazoa; Arthropoda; Insecta; Diptera; Drosophilidae.